AUGAUUUGCCCACGAAACAGCAUCGUCCGGGAGUUUACAAUCGCCAUCAGUAAGUUCUCUAUCUUAGAAACUCACCUACUGCCCAAGUGUGCUGAUUACAUAUCUCCAAUGUGUAGCCCUCAGGAGUGCGACCUUAUGCUGCGAUGGAGACCCAUCCAUCUUCAACGGGAAGACCCAUACGAAGGCAAAAACGUGGUGCGAAUCAUGAACAAGGAUAAUGUUCGCAAUUUGCUCAUUCCCAGCAAGGAUUCCUCCGUGUAUCCUGCCUUCUGGUCAAAGGAAGACUACGAGAAGAUGCAGGACAAGGCUAAGCUGAAGACGCUAGAGGAUCGUUUGGCGCAGUUUAAAGCCAACGAGGUGGAGAAGAAGAACAUGCUCGAGGAGUCGGAAAGGCGCAAGAAACGCCUGCAGGAAAUUGAUCGCGAACGGCAGCAGAAAGGGGGCAAAGUGAGCAAUAUUCUUGAGGACGGGGGCGGUGACCGCGACUCCGACACCAGCCCGAGAAAAAUCAUCGAUCGCGCAUUCCUUGCUAAACAGGAGCAGGAGGAAGAGGUCAAACGAGCUAAUCGCAUCAUUCUCGCUGCCAAAUGUCACAUCAUACGGGAUGCACAGAUUGCCGAAAAGCAGGAGAUCGAGCGUGAACUGCGCACGGAAGAGCUGCGGCUCGAGAAAAUGAUGUUGCAGGAAAACGAAAAGGCUCUCAAGGAGGAGGAAAAGAAAAGGGAAGUCAACAAAGUGCUCACCACCCAGCAUUCGGAGGAGAUACGGAAUCAGUUGCUGGAAAGGGAAAAAAUGCGUCUCAAGGAGGCGGAACGCAUCGAGGAGGAGGCGCGUGUUUUGAAGCAAGCCCAAAUGGCCAUAGUCGAGGAGGAAAAACGGAAGGAACAGGAGCGCCAUGACCGCGUCAACCAGGUGCGUGCCGGAUUGAAGAAAGCGUACGAGCUGUCCGCACACUACAAGCAGGUGGAGUUCGAAGAGCAACGCAUUGCGGAGCUUAAAAUUCAGGAGUACAUGCGCCAGCGGAUGGAGCGCCAGAAGAAGGUAGAGUUUGAACGCAAAAUUGCGGCCGAGGUACGAGAGAAGGAGCACGAUCGAAUGCUGAAGAUUCAGCAAAAGCUUCUCGAUACCAAGUCGGAGAAAAACGAUAUGGACCUGCGCCGGGGCCAGGAACAUAUAGAACGGGAAUUCCGCCGUCGCGAGAAGGAAGCCGCCAUUAAGAAGAAAGAGCUCGAGCAACAGUUAGCUGUGGCACGGGCAGCCCAACUAGAAGCCGUGAAAACGGAACGAGCUAUGCAACUCGCACGGGAUGAGCUCGAGCACAAAAAGGCAAUUGAAAAGCUGAAAGUCGAGGAAGCUAAAGAGAUGGAACAGAAGCGAAAGCAGCUGAAACUUCGCGAAAGGUAUCGUGAGGAGAUCAUCCAACAAAUGAACCUUAAAGAGCAGGAACGGCGGGAAAAGGAACGCAUUGCUAGAAAUGAACAGCAAGCUCUACUGCAGGCGGAGAAGAAACGUGAUAAAAACAUCAAAUCCAUCAUUUCCAACAAGAUCAAAAUGAUGAAAGAAAGUCAGGUCCCAGAACGAUUCAUCAAAGACGUAGAACGUCAACUGAACCUUGGCAAAUGA
This is a messenger RNA of Anopheles marshallii, 1623 nucleotides long. Its product is annotated as cilia- and flagella-associated protein 45-like. The transcript is spliced from 3 exons. The coding region runs from base 1 to 1623 and encodes 540 amino acids. NCBI's taxonomy places the organism in Eukaryota, Metazoa, Arthropoda, Insecta, Diptera, Culicidae. The record is from RefSeq and is a predicted model, not a curated record.